AUGUUCGAUACCGAGUGCAGAGCCCGGCAGUAUUUUCCCUGGGUCGCUAUUCUCCUCCACCACGAAGCCGCCUGCCAGAGCCAGUGGCACACUGUCUGUGUGUCCAUCGCAGCCGGACGGCUGAGCAAGGGUCACGGGGAGCUUUUUUCACGGGACAGGGCAUCCAUUUUCCCUCCUCUCUCGGCAGCGCAGCCCAGGGCGGCGGAGGCUGACCAGGAAUUUGAGGAUCCGAGGGAUGCGGAUGAUGCUGUCUAUGAAUUGGAUGGAAAAGAGCUUUGCAGUGAGAGGGUUACAAUUGAGCAUGCAAGAGCACGCUCUAGGGGUAGAGGCAGAGGGAGGUACUCUGACCGUUUUAGUAGCCGCCGUCCACGUAGUGACAGGAGAAAUGCCCCACCUGUAAGAACAGAAAAUCGCCUCAUAGUUGAAAAUUUGUCUUCCCGAGUCAGCUGGCAGGAUCUCAAAGACUUCAUGAGACAAGCUGGGGAAGUAACCUUUGCAGAUGCACACAGACCUAAGUUAAAUGAAGGGGUGGUUGAAUUCGCCUCUUACAGUGAUUUAAAGAAUGCUAUUGAAAAGCUUUCUGGUAAAGAAAUUAAUGGAAGGAAAAUCAAAUUAAUUGAAGGCAGCAAAAGGCACAGUAGGUCCAGAAGCAGGUCACGGUCUCGUAGCAGGAGCUCAUCCAGGUCUCGUAGCCGUUCCCGUUCCCGCAGCCGCAAGUCUUACAGCAGGUCAAGGAGUAGGAGCCGUAGCAAGUCUCGAUCAGUUAGUAGAUCUCCAAUGCCAGAGAAGAGCCAGAAACGUGGUUCUUCCAGUAGAUCUAAAUCCCCAUCAUCUGUGGAUCGGCAGAGGUCUAGAUCGAGGUCGAGAUCUGUUGACAGUGGCAACUGAACUAUAACUAACUUGCCCUGGGGGCCCUUUUUUAAACCAUACUUGCUAAAACUUGUGGUAAGUAUGUGACUUUCUGUGGGGAAGGGUUUGGAUGGGGAGGGGGGAGGGAUGGGGGUACUUUGUAGAUGUGGACCAUGGUGGGCAGGGUUAUUGACUAAUUGUAUUAAAUGUUUUUUUGAUAACCGUUUUCUUGCUCACAUUUUUUGUGAAUGUCUGAAGUGUAUAGUUUGUGUAUAUGGGCAGAGCUCUUUAUAGCUAAAGCAGACAAAUGUUUUUGUACUCCAAAAAGAGUCAUCUGAACACUUAAUUCCCAGUAUAUUCAACUGUGAAUAGCAACUCGGAAUAUUAGUUUAAUAUCACAAAUUAAACUAAUAGCUUUAGGCAUCGAAGAGCUCUACAUGUGCUGUACAUAAAGCUUUAUUUCAGAGGGUAUUUUUUUGUGCUUUUGAACCAUUGUUUCAGUUAUAGGUCAGCAGAUUAAGUGCUGGUCAGUACUGGUAAUAAAACUUUAUUUUAAAAGCUUUUCAUUUAAUAUGACUUGCACUACACUAAAAAUGCCCGUUUCACUGCCCUGUGGUAAUAGUAUUCUAUAAAGCACCCUAAUUCUUGAUACGUAAGAAUUAAAUAGCUCAAAUAAAGUAUAAAGAAACA
This is a messenger RNA of Nipponia nippon (crested ibis), 1539 nucleotides long. NCBI's taxonomy places the organism in Eukaryota, Metazoa, Chordata, Aves, Pelecaniformes, Threskiornithidae. The record is from RefSeq and is a predicted model, not a curated record.